AUGGAAGACUGGGAUUCACUUCCUCGGGAGGCCGAAGUCUCCAGAAUUGCGGCUAUCGAAAAGAAGAACGGGAGCAUCCGUGUGAUCGAUGAUCUUAAGCGUAGCGGUGUUAACUCCCGGGUCCAGAUGGAGAAAACCAUCGAACUGCCAGGUGUAAACGAUUCCUUCGAGAAAAUCCGAGUCUCGCAGAGUCCAGCUAUUCUCGGAUUCCAGUGGAACCUCAAGACUGAUACUGUUGGGUCCAUCCUCAGUGAGAGUCUGAAUGGUUCGGCACCCGACAAGGGUCUUUGCUCCUUGGCGAGAAUCCCCGCAAGUUUCCUAUUGGGAUGGGGCGCCAAACUUGGUGGAUACUCGGAGGAGUCGGAUGUCUCGGUUGUCAUUUCCGACUCUUCAACCUCCGCCCUGGGUGGUAUAGUCAUAGGUGAAGGUAAAGCCUACUGGUAUCGCUCGGAUCUAGCGACUCCCGAUGCAUCGAGGAUCAGCAAGUUGGUUGAACCUAUCAACUGGGACAGGUGGGAGUCUGGGGACAUAUGCUCUCUAGAACUAUUAGCCGCCUUAUGCGGCUGUGCAAUCGUCCCUGCUGAUCGUCCGGUCAUCAUUCUCUGUGACAACGCAGCAGCUGUCGCAGCAAUCAACAAGCUCUCUGCGAAGUCAACCCGGAUGAACGAUCUCCUGAAGAGUCUUGCUAGUGCUUGGGGUUACAGCAAAGGUGUCCGAGCUUACCAUUUGUCUACUGACGAGAAUUGGUUAGCUGAUGCAUUAUCCCGGCAGUCCCUUGACGAGAUUCGGAAGUACAUGGUUGGUGCUAGUAUGAGUGAGGUCGACCUAGGCCUUAUUCUAGAUAAAUUGGAAGAGUCUGUCACACAGGUCUCGCCUUAG
Messenger RNA from Perkinsus marinus ATCC 50983, 879 nucleotides. RefSeq lists its product as hypothetical. The transcript is spliced from 3 exons. Lineage: Eukaryota; Perkinsozoa; Perkinsida; Perkinsidae. The coding region runs from base 1 to 879 and encodes 292 amino acids. The record is from RefSeq and is a predicted model, not a curated record.